Molecule: messenger RNA, 285 nt
Organism: Apiotrichum porosum
Lineage: Eukaryota; Fungi; Basidiomycota; Tremellomycetes; Trichosporonales; Trichosporonaceae
Gene: LSM3
Product: U4/U6-U5 snRNP complex subunit lsm3
Exons: 5
Coding region: 1-285 (94 amino acids)
Biological process (GO): P-body assembly; mRNA splicing, via spliceosome
Cellular component (GO): U4/U6 x U5 tri-snRNP complex; catalytic step 2 spliceosome; P-body
Molecular function (GO): RNA binding
Source: RefSeq, a predicted model, not a curated record
AUGGAGGACGCCGUCAACGCUACCAUCUCUGAGCCUCUCGACAUCGUCAAGCUCUCCCUCGGAGAGCGCGUGUUCAUGAAGAUGCGCGGCGAUAGGACCAUCACUGGUACUCUGCAUGCCUACGACGCGCACAUGAACGUCGUGCUGUCCAACGUCGAGGAGUCAAUACACAUUGUGGACGUCAACGAGGACGGUAUCCCUCAGGCUCCCCGGGUUGAGCGCCGUAGCCUCGAGAUGCUGUUCGUGCGCGGCGACGGUGUCAUUCUCCUCUCGCCCACGCAGUAG